Molecule: messenger RNA, 2036 nt
Organism: Prunus persica (peach)
Lineage: Eukaryota; Viridiplantae; Streptophyta; Magnoliopsida; Rosales; Rosaceae
Product: protein CHAPERONE-LIKE PROTEIN OF POR1, chloroplastic
Exons: 5
Coding region: 233-1081 (282 amino acids)
Cellular component (GO): chloroplast membrane
Source: RefSeq, a predicted model, not a curated record
UCCUUUCGUGCUUUUUAUAUAUAUCUGUUGUUGUUCAACAAGCCAAACACGAUAGUCCGUCAGUACCAUCUUUGUUUUUCGGCGACGGAGGAGGGUUUUAGCGUGUAGCCUUCUCUUCUCUAUGUGAAUUUCCUAUCCGUUGUAGUAGACGCUGCUACAAAACCCACCGCAAGACAGUCUUCUUCAAUCCCUUUUACCUUCCACCAUCAGCCCAUCAGUGAGUAUCAGAAAGAUGACUGCUGUAUCUGGACUGACUGGUAGUCCCUCCAGAUGCUGUUUCCAAAUUCCAGUACGCAGUUCCGGUUCACUAUGUGGGCGAGUUUCAAAUUUCCCUCAUAGUUGGAAGCCUGCAGGAAAGAAUGAGCUACUUCGUGGGGAAAGAAGUUAUUGGACUGGUUUUACACAAAGAUUGAAUGCACGAAAAACACAUCUGCUGAAGUUUGCCAUGGAUGCAUCCUAUGGUGAUAUUCCAAAUGAACCAACUGCUAUCUUUCCUAGGAUUAAUGUGAGGGACCCAUACAAACGACUUGGAAUAAGCAGGGAGGCUUCUGAAGAUGAGAUCCAAGGUGCAAGGAACUUCCUUAUCCGACAGUAUGCAGGUCACAAACCAAGUGUGGAUGCAAUUGAAUCAGCACAUGACAAAAUAAUCAUGCAGCAGUUUUAUGACAGAAAGAACCCAAAAAUUGACUUUAAAAAAAAGGUCAGGGAAGUCAAUCAGUCUCGUAUUGUGCAGGAGGUGAGAAAUAGGUUUCGAACUCCAUCCACAAAGUUCAUUAUAAAAACGUCCAUUGCAUUUGUCGUGCUUGGAGCUCUCACUGUUCUAUUUCCAACCGAAGAGGGUCCAACCCUUCAGGUAGCCAUUUCCUUGUUGGCUACCAUCUACUUUGUAUAUGACAGGCUGAAGAGCAAAUUACGAGCUGUGCUCUACAGUGCUGGAGCAUUUGUUUUCUCAUGGCUCGUGGGAACCUUCUUGAUGGUGUCUGUGAUUCCACCCAUACUUAAAGGACCAAGAAGUUUUGAGGUGACAACUUCGUUGAUAACCUACGUCCUACUCUGGGUCUCGUCUACUUAUCUGAAGUAAUUUCUGUUCUUAAGGCAAACCUCAAUUUUGUUGGAUUUGGAAACCACAGAUUUUCUCGGAGAUUUAGCUCAUAUGUCUCCUUUAUAGUGAUAGUGCUGAUAAUUCUGGCAAAUUGUGAUGACGAGGCUCCUAGUUUUAGAAGAUAUUUGUUUUCCACCCUUUGGAGAAAGGGUGUAAAAUUAGAUGAAAGAGAUCGGUUUAAGCAAUUGACCUUUUGUGUCCUUUUUGUGAAUUAUUAUAAUCAAUCAAUUAUCUUUGUUUCUAUAUAAAUGGAGCCUCAAGUAUGCAUUCUGUGUACCCUCUUGUAAUGAGGGAAUCAAAUCUGUCUGCAAACAUAGGCUGACAAGUUGUGUAUAUGGGACAUUGGUGGACAUGAUAGAACUUGUGUACCCUCCAAUUCACUUGAGCUGCAAGUGUCCCAGCAAACUGAGUGGUUUUUAUUGGUUUGGUUUCAAGUCUUCCCAGUUCUUCCAAAUCUUGAUGGGGAGAUGAUUGAGGACAGGUCAUGGACCCUGUCCCUAAAGAUCUUCCCAUGUCCUUUUGGGUGAGUUGUGAUGUGUUUUUUCCCCAACUUAUUAUGUUGUAAAUCUAGAGGCCUACAAUUGCAAGAUCUUUUGGACUAUGAACCCAUGAGUUUCAAGGACCACAAUGCGAAUCGAUCACAAGUUCAGGCACUAUUGCCCAUAAAAUCAUUUUUUGAAUUUCAUCGAAAAUACUGGUUCGAAGGAAAAAAAAACCAUAUAAUAACGAUUCUGGCCAAAAGUAAAUCGCAACUGUGGAACUAUGUAGAUAAUUAGAACUUGUUGAAAGUUAUUUCAUAUGUAAUAAAGGAAAAUACAGUAGAAAAUUUGGUAGAUUGGAAUUAAUAUUUUUCUUUUCUUUAUUCUUCUGUAUUGUGUUAAGGCUAAAAGGCAAAGAAGAAAUUUGACAACCAAAAAAAAAAAAAAAAAAAAAA